UGGAAACAAGGAGAGAGAUAUUGGAAAAUUGAUGGUCUUUGCCUUCCGUCGCUUUCAUUCGUUGUCUUUUACGUUUCAUUCACGACACCGCGCUCUUUCUCUUUCGGUGGACAUGGUUGUUUUUUUAAUCUGGUUUUUGCCUGGUAGCUUUGUUAUUGGUUUAUAAAUUCCCAUUUUUCGGCAGCACGGCUCUUCAAUUUUUUAGUCCAAUGCUGAGUUCCAUUUGUCUAUCUUCUGUCUGUUUACAACCCUUGGGUGGGUUCGUGUCCUCAGUCCUCCUAUUCAAACUAUCUUGUGGAAUUUCCUUCUUUGGUCUUUAUAAUUAGCUAGUUUCCUUUCUGGGUUUUCUUUUAUCUUCUGGGUUCACGUCCAUCUCAACCUCUCUCGCUUGCUUGCAAUACUACUACAACAGUUUGAGUUUUGGCAUUUGGUUUCAAAAGCUCAAGAAGAUGAAGUGCUUCUUUCCCUUCAAGGACAAAUCCAAGACCAAGAGAGGAUCGAGAUCCGCUCCAGAGCGGCAAAGCCAAAGUAAAUCAGAUAGUUCGGCUGUAAACCGCGCAACCAAGUCAUCGGGUUCAUUACCAUCGCCACUGAGCAUACCCGAAUUGUACGAAGAAAAGAAGCACAAUUUGAGAGUUUUCACCUACGAAGAGUUGAGGGAAGCAACAAAUGGUUUCAAUAGGUUGCUAAAGAUUGGAGAAGGUGGUUUUGGGAGUGUGUAUAAAGGUACUAUUAGGCCUCCAAAUGGUCAAGGUGAUUCAACUGUUGUUGCCAUAAAAAAGCUUAACACGAAUGGAUUGCAGGGUCAUAAACAGUGGCUAGCAGAAGUUAUAUUUCUUGGUGUUGUCAAUCACCCAAAUCUAGUGAAACUUCUGGGAUACUGUUCUAGUGAUGAAGAAAGAGGUAUCCAGCGGUUGUUGGUGUACGAAUUCAUGCCUAACAGAAGCCUAGAAGCUCAUCUUUUCAACAGGGCAUUGCCCACACUUACUUGGAAAACAAGAUUAGAGAUUCUCCUUGGUGCGGCCGAAGGAUUGGCUUACCUACAUGGGGGACUGCAAGUCCAGGUGAUAUAUCGAGAUUUCAAGUCCUCAAAUGUGCUAUUGGAUGACGAGUUCAAGGCAAAGCUUUCAGACUUUGGGCUUGCUAGGGAAGGGCCACAGGGUGACCAUACUCAUGUAUCCACUGCGGUGGUUGGGACAUAUGGAUAUGCUGCUCCGGAAUAUGUGGAAACAGGCCAUCUUACAACCCAGAGCGAUAUAUGGAGUUUUGGUGUUGUGCUGUAUGAGAUCCUCACAGGCAGGCGAGCAUUGGAAAGAAACCGUCCCACUUCGGAACAGAAGCUUCUAGAUUGGGUGAAACAGUUCCCGGCUAACAGUCGCAGAUUCAGCAUGAUAAUAGAUCCAAGACUCAGAAACCAGUAUCCUCCUGUUGCAGCUCAGAAAAUUGCCAAACUAGCAGAUAGCUGCCUAAACAAGAAUGCUAAGGAUAGGCCAACAAUGAGCCAGGUAGUAGAGAUCUUGAAGGAAGCAACACAAAUCCCAGAACCUACUCCCGGGAAUAGUAGUUCUAGCUCAUCGGGAUCUAAAAUUUCCAACAGAAACCAAAAUAGGACUAUCAAGAGAAGUUUGUGACCAUAGAGCCAAAGAAAAUAAAUAGUAGUUCUAACUCAUCUGGGUCUGGAAUGUUAGAUUGAUUCAACUCGAUUAAACCAAGCAAACCCUGGUCCUCGCUCAAUCAUCUAUACGUUUUGUCUCCAUAUUUCAAGAUUUUUGUAUUGAUGAAAGGAAGAGGUGUAUAGAUUGGUAUGUGGAAUGGUUGUAAAUCUCUAUAUUAAAUUUUUGUGUUCCGAUUCUUGGGAGUUCAAAUUUCAAUCUUAUGAUUUAUAACUCGAGCAAUCUAAUGAUAUGUUAUUUUCA
Juglans regia (Persian walnut) is the source of this 1916-nucleotide messenger RNA. Its product is annotated as probable serine/threonine-protein kinase PBL19. Gene Ontology annotation, biological process: protein phosphorylation. Bases 450 to 1631 code for a protein of 393 amino acids. Gene Ontology annotation, molecular function: protein kinase activity; ATP binding. Lineage: Eukaryota; Viridiplantae; Streptophyta; Magnoliopsida; Fagales; Juglandaceae. The transcript is spliced from 4 exons. The record is from RefSeq and is a predicted model, not a curated record.